GCCGGGAGUUUUUAAAUGGCUGAGCUGGACAUAAGCCCCGCCCUCUCAGUGGGACGGGAAGAGAAGAUGGCGGCGGCGGCGGCGGCAGCGGCUGAUGAAGCAGAGCGCUCCCGGGGCCGCCGCGCCGCGCUGUCCUUCGCCGCCAUCGCUGUGCUGCUGGGGCUGCCGCUGUGGUGGAAGACGACGGAGACGUACCGCGCCGCGCUGCCCUACGGAGACAUCGCGGCUCUGGGCCGGCUGCCGUUCCAGGUGGCCGUGAGCGUCUCCGUGGUUUUCCUGCCGGGCUCGGUGCCCGCGGAUCUGCCCCGGCGGCUGCCGUACGGGGACGUGCGGGAGGAGCGGGUGCCCGUCAGCUCACGAUCCGAUGUCACAUCUCGCAUCGAGACGGCCUAUCGCGGCACCGCGGCGCGGGAGGAGGCGGCGCUGGGAGCAGCCACGGUGCGAGAGGCUGAUGCUGCUCUGCAUGCACUGCAGGACUCUCCACCAGGCUCUCUGACUGUGUAUGUGGUUCCUGAAACCUCCUCUCUCCUGCCUCAGGGUGUCAACAUCUACGUGGGGAAGCAUCGCAGCGCCGUGGUGAGGGCUGGGCAGGGCCUGGCCACACUCCAUGCCCGCCUCCAGCAGCUCAUGCAGGUGAUGUCUUUCACGGCCAGCUCCAUCACUGCUGCCCUCUCAGACCGUGUUCCUGAUGGUCAGCUCGGCCCUGACGCCUGGCGGCACUUGAAAUCCAGCCUGGGGUACGAAAUCACCUUCAGCCUGCUCAACCCUGACCCCAAGUCGCAUGAUGUGGACUGGGACAUCGAGGGUGCUGUGAACCGCUAUGUGCAGCCCGUCCUGGACAAGCUGAACCUCGUGGCCAACUUCUCUGUUGACUCACAGAUCUUGUACUACGCUGUUCUUGGAGUAACUCCACGCUUUGACAAGGAGUCCUCCAGCUUCAUCCUGAGUGCACACAGCCUCCCACAUGUCAUCAACCCUGUGGAGGCUCGGCUGGGUUCCAGCGCUGCCUCCCUCUACCCUGUGCUGAACUUCUUGCUGUAUGUGCCAGAGCGCUCCCACUCCCCACUCUACAUUCAUGACAAGGAUGGAGCCCCAGUGGCCACCAAUGCCUUCCACAGCCCCCGCUGGGGUGGCAUCAUGAUUUACAAUGUUGAAGUCCCUGCUUCCCCCCAGACCUCUCUCCCACUGCACGUGGAUGUGGACAUGUUGAGAGUGAUGGAGGUUUUCCUGGCCCAGCUCCGGUUACUAUUUGGGAUUUCUCGGGAGGAGCUGCCCCCUGAGUUCCUGGUGGAAAGCCCAGGGAAUGAAGGACUGGCCGACUGGGAGCUGGACCGCCUGCUGUGGGCCCAUACACUGGAGAAUAUUGCCACUGUGUCCACCACCUUGACCUCGCUGGCACAGCUGCUAGACCAGAUCAGUAACAUCGUCAUCAAAGAUGAUGUCGCCUCAGAGGUAUACCGAGCGGUGGCUGCAGCACAGGAUGCCGUGGCAGAGCUGGCUGAGGGCCAUCUGCACUCAGCUUUCCAGGCCAGCAAGGAAGCUGUCACCUCCUCGGAACGGGCAUUCUUCGACCCUUCUCUUCUCCAUCUUCUCUACUUCCCGGAUGACCAGAAAUUUGCCAUCUACAUCCCCCUCUUCCUGCCCAUGGCUGUCCCCAUCCUCCUGUCCCUGGCUAAGAUGCUCCGGGAGGCCAGGCAGAACAAGAAGGAACCCACCAAGAUGGACUGAG
Messenger RNA from Lagopus leucura (white-tailed ptarmigan), 1729 nucleotides. RefSeq names its product phosphatidylinositol glycan anchor biosynthesis class S (gene PIGS). Bases 16 to 1728 code for a protein of 570 amino acids. The record is from RefSeq and is a predicted model, not a curated record. NCBI's taxonomy places the organism in Eukaryota, Metazoa, Chordata, Aves, Galliformes, Phasianidae. Gene Ontology annotation, biological process: attachment of GPI anchor to protein. Gene Ontology annotation, cellular component: GPI-anchor transamidase complex. The transcript is spliced from 12 exons.